Messenger RNA from Syngnathus acus (greater pipefish), 2291 nucleotides. It is a transcript of the gene mep1a.2, whose product is annotated as meprin A, alpha (PABA peptide hydrolase), tandem duplicate 2. The transcript is spliced from 14 exons. Gene Ontology annotation, biological process: proteolysis. NCBI's taxonomy places the organism in Eukaryota, Metazoa, Chordata, Actinopteri, Syngnathiformes, Syngnathidae. Gene Ontology annotation, molecular function: protein binding; metalloendopeptidase activity; zinc ion binding. Bases 106 to 2247 code for a protein of 713 amino acids. Gene Ontology annotation, cellular component: membrane. The record is from RefSeq and is a predicted model, not a curated record.
AUUAGUUAUCCAUUAAGCUCCGUUAUGGCGAGCAAAGUUCCUCCGCAGCUGAUUUCUUCAUGGACAAGAUAUUUUCACAAGCGUCACAGAACCAAGUAAAUAACGAUGGGCUUUGACGUGUGCUGGAGGAAGAUUGGAUUGUUGAUUGUCAUUUUGGCAGUUUUAAAGGUGCAGACUGCUCCAGCAACAACAGAUGAUAAUGCAGAUGAUGGUGAGCUCAGGGUUGAUAUCCCAGACAUCAAUAAAGACUUGAGGCAUCUUUUUGAGGGAGACAUUGCUGGUGGUGAUUCCACCAGAAAUGCAAUCCUUGAUGAAACAAGGAGAUGGAAGUUCCCCAUACCUUACAUUUUAACAGAUUCAUUAGAGUUGAAUGCUAAAGGGGUAAUACUCCAGGCUUUUGAGGAAUACCGUUUAAGAUCUUGUGUGGACUUCAAACCUUAUGAAGGAGAAGCAAGCUACAUCUCUUUUACAAAGCUCUCUGGAUGCUGGUCGUUUGUUGGAGAUGAUAAAUAUGGACAAAAUGUGUCGAUUGGGGCACGAUGUGACACUAAGGCCAUUGUAGAGCAUGAGCUCCUGCACGCUCUUGGCUUUUACCAUGAACAGUCACGUUCCGACAGAGACGACUAUGUCAACAUAUGGUGGGACCAAAUUGAAGAAGGAAUGGAGCACAAUUUCAACAAGUAUGACGAUGACUUCAUCACUGAUCUGAACACCCCAUAUGAUUAUGAGUCCAUCAUGCACUACAGGCCGCUUUCCUUCAACAAGAAUGAGAGUAUCCCGACAAUCACUACCACCAUUCCGUUUUUUAAUGAUGUUAUCGGACAACGACUGGAUUUUAGUGCUGUGGAUAUCACGAGGCUCAACCACAUGUACAGCUGUGCAAAUACACACACACUUCUGGACCAAUGUUCUUUCGAACUGAACAACAUCUGUGGAAUGAUCCAGAAUGAGAAUGACAAUACAGACUGGGUCCAGACGCUGAGUACUCCUGCUGACCCAGAUCAGACGCUUGCAGGACGAUGCAAGGAUUCUGGCUACUUCAUGAAGUUUGACACUUCUACUGGUAAUGCUACAAACAGUGCCUUAUUGGAGUCUCGCAUUCUUUAUCCCAAGAGACAUGAGCAGUGCUUGCAGUUCUUCUAUAAGAUGAGCGGAGUAGCAGGGGACAAAUUAGUGAUUUGGGUCCGGAUGGACGAUGGAACUGGGACUGUUCGUAGUGUCAGGAAGAUCCACACCAUCACAGGUGACGGAAAUGAUGCCUGGAAAAUAAGCCAUGUAACACUCAAGAUGUCACAAAAAUUCCGCUAUAUCUUCCAAGGAAUCAGAGGAUCAAAAAGCUCGUCUGGUGCCAUCUCUCUCGAUGAUAUCACUCUUAGUGAGACUGUUUGCCCCAAUGCCAUCUGGCAAAUCCACAACUUUACUGGACUUCUUUCCAGCACCCCACCUGGCAGUCCAGUAAAAAGUCCAUGCUUUUACAACAAUGAAGGCUACUCGUUUGGGAUAAGCAUUUACCCAAAUGGAAAAGACAAUGUCUACCAAGAAUACGUGGGUUUGUUUUUCUACCUUUGCAGUGGUGAAAACGACGUAGUGAUGCAGUGGCCGGCCCAGAAUCGACAAGUUACAUUUGUCGUCAUGGACCAAGAUCCUGAUGUUAAAAUGAGGAUGUCCUCGACAAGGAGUUUUACCACUGAUGUUGAUGAGCGCUGGAGCAAACCAACAGCUACGUCUGGUGCAGUGUGGAAUGCUGAUUGCAACUGUUACCAGGGUGGAGAAAGAGGCUGGAGAACUUUUAUUUCUCACAAGCAAAUCCACAAAAGGAGCUUCAUCAAAAACAAUGACCUCAUCAUUUUUGCUGAUUUUAAUGAUCUGACACAUUUAAUCAAGACUGAAGUGCCUGUCAAACCUCUCCCACUAAACAAAGAUGCUAAGAAUCCAGCAGAAAUGAAUUUGGGGGCUUCCAAAUCUGCUUACCCAGACCCUUGUCGUCCCAACCCUUGUUUGAAUGGUGGUGUGUGUGUGGAGAGAGAUGGAACAGCUUCCUGCAGGUGUGCUUCAAGUCAGACCUCUCUCUACAGUGGUAUGAGGUGUGAAAAUGUGAAUAUAGGCAGACGCAUUCUGCAAGCGUCUGACACUGAGCGUGAACUCCACGUGCCGAUGAUCAAAAAGGUGCCCUCCCAUUCACCAGCAUCAACGCCAAGUCUGUUUGUUGUCUCAACUGUUUGGAUAGCAAAUGUCUUCCUGAUGUAGACCACCAGUCCAAUUUCAGAUCAAUAUAUCGUGUUCAAAGAAGA